Molecule: messenger RNA, 1527 nt
Organism: Phodopus roborovskii (desert hamster)
Lineage: Eukaryota; Metazoa; Chordata; Mammalia; Rodentia; Cricetidae
Gene: Slc25a17
Product: solute carrier family 25 member 17
Exons: 9
Coding region: 99-1022 (307 amino acids)
Biological process (GO): transmembrane transport
Cellular component (GO): peroxisomal membrane
Molecular function (GO): NAD transmembrane transporter activity; AMP transmembrane transporter activity; FMN transmembrane transporter activity
Source: RefSeq, a predicted model, not a curated record
CCGGAAAUGCUUGUUGUGGUGGAUGCGGGCGCGUCUGAGAGGUGGGGCUUGAGACGCUCCUUUCAGGAGUCCUGCGGCUGAGGGCAAAGUGUGGCGCUAUGGCCUCUGUGUUGUCAUACGAAAGCCUGGUACACGCUGUGGCCGGAGCGGUGGGAAGUGUGACUGCCAUGACCGUGUUCUUCCCCUUGGAUACUGCUAGACUUCGACUUCAGGUUGAUGAAAAAAGAAAGUCAAAAACUACACAUGCAGUGCUCCUGGAAAUUAUUAAGGAAGAAGGCCUCCUGGCACCAUACCGAGGGUGGUUUCCAGUUAUUUCAAGUCUCUGCUGCUCCAAUUUUGUCUAUUUCUACACUUUUAAUAGCCUCAAAGCAGUAUGGGUCAAAGGUCAACGUUCUUCUACUGGAAAAGAUCUGGUGGUUGGAUUUGUUGCAGGAGUGGUGAAUGUGUUGCUAACAACUCCACUCUGGGUGGUAAACACCAGAUUGAAGCUGCAAGGGGCAAAAUUCCGGAAUGAAGACAUUAUACCAACUAACUACAAAGGCAUUAUCGAUGCAUUCCACCAGAUUAUUCGAGAUGAAGGAAUCUUGGCUCUGUGGAAUGGCACCUUUCCCUCCUUGCUGUUGGUCUUCAACCCUGCCAUCCAAUUCAUGUUCUACGAAGGCUUAAAACGGCAGCUUUUAAAGAAGCGGAUGAAGCUCUCUUCUCUGGAUGUGUUCAUCAUUGGUGCAAUAGCCAAAGCGAUUGCCACCACAGUCACCUAUCCCAUGCAGACAGUACAAUCUAUUCUGAGGUUUGGACGUCAUAGACUAAACCCAGAAAACAGAACACUGGGGAGUCUUCGGAAUGUUCUCUGUCUUCUUCACCAGCGAGUCAAGCGCUUUGGAAUAAUGGGACUCUACAAAGGCCUUGAAGCCAAGCUGCUCCAGACAGUGCUCACAGCUGCCCUCAUGUUCCUUGUGUACGAGAAACUGACAGCUGCUACCUUCACCGUAAUGGGCCUGAAGAGCACACACAAGCACUGAAGUCCUCCCAUAGGAGUGUGGAGAUGUACAUGCUGCAGAGAGAUGAGGAGUCAUUCUUUCCAUCCUCACCCCAGACAUUCCUGUCAUUGGCUGGAAAGGCAUCAAAGACUAAACAAGUAUAAUUGGCUAGACCUAUUGCCAACUUAAUUUCUAUGGUGCUUGGUUGGAUUUGGGGGUGGUGGUUAGACUAAUUAGAAAACUUGAAAAUGAAGGUUUAUGGGUAAUUUUCUCAAGGGUAUGGACUUUCCAUCUGAAGCUUCUCUAAACUUUGCCACCUGUUUUCUUUUCCUGAAUGCUCUCCCAAGUUCUGGAUGAUUCAGUACCAAAAUUCUCCCUAGAUACUUUAUGUCUUAAUCUUGGUAAAGAUUCUCCUCAUUGAAAAUAACAUGAUGACUGUGCUGUGGGCUUGACUUUGACUCUUUUCCUCCUGCUUAACGAGAGUUAAGUGAGCUGUUUAUUUUGUGGGGGAAAUGAAAAUUAUUAAUCCUAAAUGGUUUUCUUAAAA